Diprion similis is the source of this 4266-nucleotide messenger RNA. RefSeq lists its product as uncharacterized. Gene Ontology annotation, biological process: negative regulation of transcription by RNA polymerase II. The transcript is spliced from 4 exons. Gene Ontology annotation, cellular component: PRC1 complex. Lineage: Eukaryota; Metazoa; Arthropoda; Insecta; Hymenoptera; Diprionidae. Bases 557 to 3664 code for a protein of 1035 amino acids. Gene Ontology annotation, molecular function: metal ion binding; promoter-specific chromatin binding. The record is from RefSeq and is a predicted model, not a curated record.
UUCGUGCCUUUCCGCGGUAGCGAGGCGGGGUUUAGGCGGGGUCGAUACGAUACGGUUUGGUACAGUAAGUGCGGGUAUCAAACUAUAUCAAAAAGUUUAUAUCAGUGGUGGAGACCCAGCGGCAGCGCGGUGUGUAUAUUCGGGUUUUAAUACGCGAGCGAUGAAAAUCAUCAUCAUCCACCGGUGACGACGGCGAGGUUGGUACGCGCUCGAUGAAUUAUUUCGAGGACAGAACGAUCGUCCUACCGUUCGAGAGGCGUCGGUCCGUUUUGCCGCUUUUUCGCUCUUUAAAUCCCGUGUGCUGAGACGUGAGCCAGUGCUGCAGAAGCCACGAUGGUGCGGCGGUACGUCGAGGGUUCUUUGGAUCGGGCCUUGAGGCAGUCGGCGGCGUUGCCGCACCUACCGUUCCUAGCAUAACAAGUAUUCCGAGACCAGUGAGCGAGCGAGCCAACGAGUGGAGUUCCAAGCGAACACGAACGCUCUACGUCGUUGCCACAUUUACCCCGAGGAGCUCACGGCUCGGGCUUACUGAUUUUUCUGCGCUGGAGUAAACGAGAUGGCAGUGGCCGACGGGAGGAGGAAACCAUUGGUCAAAGAUUUGCACGACCACAUCGUGUGUCCACUGUGUCGCGGGUACCUGAUAGAUGCGACUACGCUGGUCGAAUGUCUGCAUUCCUUUUGCAGGGGUUGCAUCGUGCGCCGUCUUGGUAGCGGUGCUCGAGCCUGUCCUGUGUGCGGCGCACUGACGCUUCCGCCUCUGCUGCCGGACCUGGCCCUGCAGCAUCUCGUUUACUUGGCCGUUCCGGGUCUCUACCGAUCGGAAUUGGACAGAAGACGUCACUUCCGCUUGGUGAAUCCCCAGUGUCCGCCGCCCGCCCCGCCCCUCGGCGGCUUAGCGUUGACCCUCGACGAUGCGGUGAGUCUGAGCCUAUGCGAGAUCGUGAACACGGACGACGUCGUCGCGACUGCGGAGGAACCGCGGCGGCGACAGCGACGCCCGCGGCCGGCGACGGAAAAUGGCAACGACAUCAGCGAGCUGGUCCAGGAAUACGCCGAGGACGAGAAUUCGAAUGGCAGGGGACAAAUCCGGUAUCUCAAAUGUCCCGCCGGCGUUACCGUCAGACAUUUGGUUAGACUUUUGGCCCUUAAACGUGGGUGGGGUGACGCCGAAGCUAAAUUACCGCUCAAGAGGAUCGAGAUGUUGUACGAAUAUCCUAAAAGCCACUCCUCGCCUCCUGACAAGAGUACCGGUAAGCCGGAUAUGCGACCCCUCGAACCUUCCUGGACUCUACUCGACCUCGCAUGCAUCUUCAAGUGGGACAAGGAAACCCCAAUGAAGUUGUACUACCGGGUAGUACAGCGGUCAGAAGAAACGAUACUCCAGCAGCAGUCAGGGGUACCGAUAUCACUAAGUUCCUAUAACAACACUGCCAACAACAAUAACAGUACAGUUGGAAACAAUUCAAACGUGAUGGAAAACGUCCAAAGACCACCAACCCCACCGCCAAGUCCAAAGCAAUCGUCCAAUCCAGAAAUCAGAACAGCGUUGCAGUCACAAUCCGCACAAUUAUCGAAUACGUCAAAGCCAAAGUGCAAGCCGAUAAUAAAAAGUCUUGAAAUAUUAAAACCAGUUAGUGGCAUAGUGAGAAAAGCCAGCGAAGAACGAACGGAGUUGGAAGCCCGCGUGGAAACUACAGAAGAAGCGCCUCCCGAAGUCAUGGCAAAGUCCUUAAAUCCGAUUUCGGUCGAGCUAUCCGCGUCGUCGCAGCAACAACAGCAAUUGAUAAGCAGCUGUAGCGUGCAGGAAACGAUCGCCCAAUCGGUAGACGCGAACGGAACUCUGGUGGCGAGUGGAGAGACGAACGGUAUAAAGAUAAAGAAGCCGCGUUGCAAAGUUACGCCGGUGAUGCGAGCUCCGGGACUCCAGGGAAGCUGCGGCGCCGCGGGUCCGGUAAAUUCUGGGGGAACGGAGAGCAACAAAAGCGGAAGGAAAUUACCGAGGCUGGAGCAUCACAAGCGGCGGAAACGACGCAACAAAAGAUUGAUAGCCGAGAUAACGACGACGCCGAGGGAAGACCUGCUUAAGCUGAAAGUCCGACUGACCCCCUGCCCGCCCAGGAUCACAUCCAGCACCGGAAGCGCCAAGGAGAAGCUGCUGCAGAUGAGAGCCGUACGCAGAGAGAAAAUCAAGACCGGGACCGAACGCGCCCAGACGCCGCCGCCCUGCCUGCCUCUGACUCCACCGCCGUCGGCGUCGAUCGACGGAUCGCCGAUACUCCUCGGCCCGACGACGAAGAAGAACGAAGAAACGGCAGCCGAACAACCGAGGAUUGCGAAGGACUCGGUCGCGACUGUAGCGUCGGGCGGGGAUCCCCUUCCAGUUCAUAUGCAGGAGGAAACGAUCGAGGAAAUAAUAGACGGGAUACCGGACGAGGUUGUCAGGGUUGCGCAGAACAUGAAUAAGAGCAACGGUGCAGUGAAGCCAAUUGCCGCAGCGUCGAUCGGCGACCAGGAGAAGUGUUCCGUGGUUCAGGUUAUUACAGUCGAGGAUGAGGUUCAAGAGGUGCGGGAGUCGAAGCCGAAGAAGAAAGACGUGGAGGAGAUUGAUAAGAAGAAGAAGAGCAUCCCGAAGGUCGAGGAUCACGACCAGCGCGAAGGGGUCAAGUCAACGACCGUCGUUGAAGCGAGCGAGAAGCCUGCGGAGAAACCGAAGGAUGAAGAAGUGCUGCGAAGACUAGGGCUGGUGGCGAUAAGCGAAGCGAGCAAGACGCUCCAGGACAAGAUCCGGAACUCUCAGGGCGGCGGCGGCGGUGGCGGAGGGAUAGACUACCAUCGCGAGUCCUUGGAGCGUCAGCUACGCGAGAGUAAAGCGAAUCGCGUGCGAAGUCUGCUCGCUGAGAAGCAAAUGCGCGACGCACUGAAGAGCAUAAUGUCGAAAUCGAAGCCGGGGGGCCUGCAGGCGGGCUCGAGCAACGGGCAGAAGAAGGGGCCGCCACCCUUGGCGCCGCUGACCCUGAAGCAAGGCUUCUCGAUGCCGCCGAAAAGCGCACACCCGGUACAAACAAAGGCGAACCCGCACCACGUCGGGCAGAUCUCAUCCUCGGCGUCGAGUCGCGGCGCGGGUUCGAAGAACGAAAAGCCUCUCGACCUGAGCAGCGGAGCGAACAACGCUCUGGACCUUUCGCCGACUCCGAGCUGCAGCAACCCGGUCAUAACGAGUACGACCUACUCGACGUCACCCGCUGCGCCGACGGUGAGCAAAGCAACGCCGACGACGACGGGUCGAGGAGUUGGCGCGGAUAAAUCGCCGGAGCGGGACGUCAAGAAGAAUCAGGAUCUGAAUUUGCGGACGCUUUCGGACGCCGCGGUAUCCCUCCUGAGGACCAGCCCGACUCGAGCCAGCGCUCCCUGCAAUCCAGCCGUCGAUCCGCAGGUGAGAAUAACCGGGAACAACUCGACGACCGUGCAGAGUAGCGGCAACAAGGUGGCUCUGCGCAUACCGCAGCCUCAUCAGAGAAUAUCCGGGUUUGGUAACGGGAUGAAAAUCAAACCGAACCUAGCCGUCAGGCACAUUCCAAAUCCUCAAGCCUUUGUCGCCUCGCAGUAUAACAGGAAUCAGAGAACGUCGACGGGCUUUUUUACCGCUCAACAACAGCCUCCUUAAUUAUCUUCAAAAUUUAUUCGUUACACGCGAUUCGCUUGUAUCGUGAUCAUCCGUACAAACGAUAGACUCACAGUCCGGCAUAUCCCCUGUACUUUCCCUCGUGCGUUUUUUUUUUUUUUUAUCAUUUCUUUGGUUUCUGAUAUAUUUGCAUGAUCCUUAUGCUUUGAACAAGAAAAUCUGACAUCUGACGUAUGACAGCACUUGUUACGAGUAUCCUUAUAUUAUUUACGUAUAAUUACCAUGCGUCUAUAAACUUGAAUCUGCAAUUUAGUUUUAUCACUUUAUCGAAGCAUGGCAGUGUUAUAGAGCAAAGCGACGUAGACUAUAAUACUUAUGAUUCGUAUGGAACGAAAAGAAACAUACAUAUACAUAUAGUAUAUGCCUACCUGUAACACAUAUUAUACUAUAUACCCAAACCUAUAUUAUAAUAGAGACGUGUUUAUGUGUAUAACUAUUCGUCUAUAUGUAUAAUAGAGAUGCCAAAGAAUGCCAAGAGAACGUGUGCAAUGUCGUAGUGCAAUCUAACUAUAAUUAGCAAUAUGAUAAUUAAAGAAAAAAAGAAAAGAAACAAAAAAAAAAAAAAAAAACAGAAACAAAAAUUU